Messenger RNA from Miscanthus lutarioriparius, 1278 nucleotides. The record is from the annotation of a GenBank genome assembly. Lineage: Eukaryota; Viridiplantae; Streptophyta; Magnoliopsida; Poales; Poaceae.
AUGAAGUCUUCAUCACGGGCUGCUACACACUGCAAUGAAGACUUGGCGAUUGUGAGAAUGCAGCCACCGGUGCACAAGGAUGACUUUGGUGAACUGAAGACUGCGCUCAGAACCUUCUUCCAUGAUAUCCACCAGGUUCGCACUGUUGAAAUCCAACCUUGUGCCCUCAGUGAUGCUUACGUCAGAUUCAAUAGUGCUCUGGAUAGAGAAAGAUUUAUUGGUCCAGUCUUUCGUUUUGGAAACUAUGCCAUGUCAGUGAUUAAACAUGAUGAAGCUGAGAAUGCACGUAGCUUUGAUCUGGAUAGAGAGGCUUGGGUUUUGUUGGUUGGGUGCCCAGAAGAUCUUAAGGACUCGGUUGGCAUAGCUAAGGCUGUUUCGGGUUUUGGCAUUUUGGUACACUGGCAUGAACCUGACAACCUUGCUAGAGUAGUUGCAAAAGUUUACCUGAAUGAUGAUUCUAAAAUCCCUGAUUCAGUGAAAGUGAAUGCUGGGCUUCCAGGCCCAACUAAUCUCUGGCAGCAGCACCUGGCCCCCCAAGGGAACAUUGGGACCAGCUCUGUUCAUGUGAACCCUGUGCCCAACCUUGUUCAGAUUGCAGCAGCAACAGCUCCCAAACUCAAGUCUGUGAUUGUUGGACCCUCAGCUGCAUAUGACCCCAUCAUUCCUGUGGUUCCCUCUCUCAUUAAGCAGCUUGGUGGACCUGCCCUGGAAAAGAUAGCUCUGGACUACUUUGAGGAAGAUGAUGAAGAGCCUGAGAUGGUGGCACAAGAAAUAGAAGAGGAAGAUGAGAUGAUGGCACAAGAGGAGGAGGAACCUAAUAUGGAGAUGGAAGAAAAAGAGGACUCUGACCUGGAGAUGCUGGAUGGUCCACCCCCUAUCUUCAUGACUCCUAAGAAGAAGAGGGUGGUCAAGGUCAAGGAAAAGUUAGAUGAUGAAUUCCUGAGGCGCAACAAGAGAGUCUCCCAUAAGCUUGGUGGCUUCAAAGAUGCUGACAGUGCCACGAAGCACAAGGAAGCUAAGGGAGAAAAGAAAAAGCCCAAUGAACCAAAGAAGGCCAUGAAGCCCAAGGGGACAAAAAAGACCAAGAAGUCAACUGGUGCAACUGCUGAAGCUGAUGUUGAUGAGCCUAUUCCCCUUGCCAUGAUCCCUUCAGCGGGCACAGAGAUUGCCCCACACCUCUCCAAGGAGGUCCUGGAAGGCAUUGGGCAGGGCUUCCUGCAGAUCCAGCCUACGGCUGUUUCUGCUACGCUUCUGGACAAUGAUGACCUCGAUGAUUAG